This is a messenger RNA of Adineta steineri, 755 nucleotides long. The record is from the annotation of a GenBank genome assembly. Lineage: Eukaryota; Metazoa; Rotifera; Eurotatoria; Adinetida; Adinetidae.
AUGAUAACAUGUCUUUUGGAAGAUCUCCUUGGUAUUAAAAUAGUUAUUACCGGUGAUGAUUUAACAAAAGGUAAAUAUCGUUCAAUUAUUAUAUUAAAUCAUCGAACAAGACUUGAUUGGAUGUAUAUAUGGAUGUUACAUAGUCGAUUUCAACUUCUUGAACAACUUAAAAUUGUUAUGAAAGCUUCACUUAAACAUGUACCAGGAAUAGGUUGGGCAUGUCAACAUGCUGGUUAUCUUUUUCUUCAACGUGAUUGGGAAAAGGAUCAACAAAGAAUAAAAAAUAUUAUUGGAUAUUAUAAAUCAUGCCAAUCACCACUUUCCGUAUGUAUAUUAUUAAUAUUUUUACAUUGAGUAUAGUGUAUACAUUAAGGAAGUAGGACAAAGAUUCAAAUAAUUGCUAUAGCGAUCUUAUCUAGAUUAUUAGAUUAAAUUCAUUUAAAAAAUUUCCGACUUUAUUUUUUUCUAGAUUUCUAGAUCAAUAUGAGAAAUAAUGGUAGUUACGCGUUAGUGUGUAGAAUUUUUUUUUUUGGGAUGCAAAAAUGCUUUUAAUUUGCAUUUAUUGUAUUUAGAACGUUGAUUUAUACUAUAUUUGCAUGUAAAUAUUAGAAAAUUAGAUUUGAUUUUAUCAUUAGUGGAUCAUCCUAUUGUAAAAAUGCAUGUAAUUCUAUUAUCCUAAUGUUUUGUUAAUAACUUCUUAUAUUAAUAUUUCUUGACAAUGUAAUUUCAUUAGUUGAAAAAUUAACUUGAUCUCA